Messenger RNA from Seriola aureovittata, 766 nucleotides. RefSeq names its product serotriflin-like. The transcript is spliced from 6 exons. Bases 16 to 702 code for a protein of 228 amino acids. Gene Ontology annotation, cellular component: extracellular region. Lineage: Eukaryota; Metazoa; Chordata; Actinopteri; Carangiformes; Carangidae. The record is from RefSeq and is a predicted model, not a curated record.
UUAUUGUUUCUGAAAAUGAUCUGCAUCUUGUUUUCUUUAUGCUUUACUUGUGUUCAUUUAGGCACCAUCCUGGCCUCCUCCUCAGACCAGAGUGAGAUUGUGAACAAACAUAAUGCUCUUAGGAGAGGUGUUCAGCCUACUGCUAGCAACAUGCUGAAAAUGAGCUGGAACGGGGAGGCUGCAGCCAGCGCUCAGAGAUGGGCCAACACCUGCUCCAUGAGGCACAGCUCUGCCAGCUCCAGAGCGAUCAGCAGUAGCGGUUGUGGAGAGAACCUGUACAUGUCCAGCUACAAAAACACCUGGAGCAACGCUAUCCAGUCCUGGUACGACGAGGUGAAGGACUGGCGCUACGGAGUGGGAGCUCUCAACGGAGGAGUAAUUGGACAUUACACACAGCUUGUUUGGUACAGGUCCAACCAGAUUGGCUGUGCCAUGGCCUACUGCCCCAACUCUGCAUACAAGUAUUUCUACGUCUGCCACUACUGCCCACCUGGAAACUACCAGUAUGCUCGCCCCUACAAAGCAGGACCCUCCUGCGGUGACUGCCCCAACGCCUGCGACGACAAACUGUGCACCAACCCCUGUCCCUACGCUGACAAGUACAACAACUGUGCUGACCUGAAGCAGCAGUGGGGCUGCAGCAACAAGGAUGUGGCCUCUUGGUGUCCCGCCUCCUGCAAGUGCACCAGCCAGAUCAUUUGAAUGCCACAUGUGCCCAUGGGCUCUGACUCAUCAGUCAGUUUCAAUAAAGAUACUCAUCUUUCAA